UUUGGUUAUUAAAAAAAUGUAAAAGGUACAAUAAAUUAUGAUCAAGAGUAAUAAAUUCUCGUAAACGCUAGACUUUUAACGCAUGUCAAAACUAUUAUUUUAAAAAAAAUCAGAACCACUUAUAGGCACCUGCCUAGAUUGCUAUUGAAGUACCCUACUGUGGAAAUUAUAUCAGAUAACAAAAAGUCAAAGUCCUUAUCUUUCAGACUAUUUCAGUCCACAAAAUUGAUGAUUGUACUGUAUUUAGCUUAGCUGCUAUUUCCUCUAUGAUUUAUAACUUAAACAAAUGUUGAUAAAACAAGUGGCUUACCACACAUUAAAAGUAGGAAUUUCCUAAUGACAAUUUCAACAAAGAAAGUGAUAUUUCAGUACCAUCUCCUCUGGCUGGAUCUGGUCCAGGGGGGCACAAACCCUCAUUUAAAAGCACCAAAUUGGCUCGACGGGCACGUUCGUUUAAAGACGAUUUUUUGGAAAAAAUAUCACAAAUCCGCAGUCCCACGAAUCAAGGGAUUCGAUCGCACAGUCCCAAAAGUAGAAUGCAUAAGCCGGAUACCGUUGACGGUGCGCCAUCUUCGAAAGGGCCUGUAAAUGAACUGGAUGUGCUUGCCAAACAAGUGCAGGUGGCCCUCAAGCACUUUCGGGAUGUUGUUUCAAAAAAUAUAUUGGAAAUGCUGCCAGGUAACGGAACCAUUGUCCUUGAUACAGUUUGGGCGAUAAAUUUGGCUGUGAAGUCGUCUGUGUCAUCAGAAUUUAGUAAUAGUAUUGUUUCGGCAACUCAUCAUAUGUAUCAAAGUGUUGCGCGUCUCAUUAAAUUAUGUGAUGAUGUUCUUAUCGAUGGGGCAGAAAGUUCUGCUUUGAAUCAGGAUAAUGUAACAGAAGUAGUCGCACAAGUAGAGGAUGCUGUUAAGACUUUAAUCAAACUGGCAAAGGAAAAAAUAAUGCACCAACAUACUAUAUCGUACAAAACAACACCAAGAAGUUCGUUCGGAAAUGCAUCACUGGAUAUAUCUACACAACGAAAUUCCUUGCCAGAUAUACCCCUAACGCCGCGCGAAAGGCAAAUACUAGAGCAAACUUCAUGUGUUCCUGGAAAAGUGAGAAGUAGUCACAGUUCAGAAUCUGUUUUAAGAGAUAACAGUCCACCUCCAAAGCCACCUUUGCCUGAUAGUAUGUAUAACAUGUGUCGGAUGGAUGAAUCCAAUGUACUUCCUCCUCCACUACCACCUAAAAAAAAGGGAAACAAUCGUAGUUAUCAGCUGAUGGAUGAAUGUUUCAGUUCGGACAAUUCCUUAUUUGCAUCAAGUCUUGAAAGAAUCUCACUUAGGUCAAGAUCUCCAGAAGAUUCAAGUUCUUUACUCUCCGCUAGUGCAGGUAGUUUAGAUUCCAUGCUUAAUCAAUCAAGGGAGGAAGAAGAAAUUCGAGCUUUAAUGGACCACCAUACUGAUGCAGAUGCAUUAGUUUUGGACAAUGACAUAUCGGGUAUCGCCGGUGCUAACGGUAUAGAUAAUUAUUGGGACGAUUCGUUAUUAUCUAACGUCCAAGACUCAUCCAUAUCGCUGUUAAAUCAGUCCAACGAAUUGAAUAUCACAAAUAAGGAAAUGAAUCGAUUAUCAAACGCAGAUUCGGGGUUCGUGUCGAUGGUCUCUCAAAGAAGUUCGGGUUAUUCAAAACGUAGUUCACAACAGAGCACGGUUAGUUCGCAAUGGAGCAGCCAGCAAGGAUUUGCCAAGCAUUCGGUUACGGAGAUAACAAAGUCUGAAAAUGUCAUUCAGAAAACUUUCACAUCCCAAAGUAGAACUGAAGUUAAUUUUAAACAUAAUACAAGUAGCAGUAGUACCGUUUCUAAUUUUCAUAGUAAUGGCCAGUCAUUUACACGGGAUGAAGUUUUUGAAGAAGCUCCACCUGCGAUUCCUCAAAAGACAAGGCGAAAACCGGAGCGCCAACCUUCGCCAUACGAUAAUGUACCUGAUGAUAGUUUGAGUGGUGAGUUAUUAGUGGCCUGUCAGUUACAUCAAUCGCAAAAUACACCAAGUUCUGAUGUUAACGUGGUACAAGAUGGGAAACCUCCACCUUUACCUCUUAAAAAGAAACAUAUAAUGGCCUAUAUGGAGAUGUUUGGAAAUUGCUCACAUGCAAACGAUCAAGAAUUUAUGCGCCAUUCAAUACAUAUGGUUCAAGGUCAGUGGGUGCAACCACAAAGCCCCGGAAUGCCUACGACUCAAUCUUGUACAUUUAGUCAUAGUUCGCAGACAUCUAGCCGAUUCACAACACAUUCGCAAGUUCAAACCUUAACUCUACAAUCGAUCGGAGACAACACAAUAACAACACCAUCACCUUUAAAAUCGCCCAAUUCAUCAGUAAUGUCAUCGACAAGUAAUGGUAUGCCUCCAGCAUUGCCCCCAAAACGCACAAGAGCCCGUACGAAAUCGAACAUAUCAGAGCCGCCUAUGUCUCCAACUCUUCCCGAAAGAAAAUCUUCCCCAGUGAAGUCAUUGCCUGAUCUUUUGGAACAUACAACCUCGGCCUUAAAAGCAGACGAAAAGCAAACGGAAAAGGCGGAAAAUGACGAGUACAAAAGCGCGCGUGAUUUAGAUCUUAUAGAAGAAUUAGACGUUAGCAAGCAGUUAGUUAUUAAGAAAUCGGACGAAGAUGGACCAGAAAUACGCGGUGGACAAGUGGACGCGCUAAUUAUUAUGGCAACUAAGGCAACAAAGAACGGAGAGGAAAAAGAAAAUGUGUUUACAUAUCAAGAGGCUUUUCUCACCACGUAUCGUACUUUUAUAUCACCAUACGAAUUAAUUAACAAACUUAUCCGGCGAUAUAAUCACUUUUACUGUAUACCAGACCGUAAGCCACGAUCUCGGGAGGCUUUUGCUUUGAUAGUUAGAGUUGUUAGCGACUUAACUCCAUCGGAUUUGGGGAGCAACUUGCAGCAAGUUCUAAUGGAUUUUGUGCAGCAGUUAAUCUCGUGUGGCGAAUUAACUUUGGCAAAAGCUUUACGAGUGAAACACCUUGAAAAACACGAAGCAAAAAAACGUAGCAUUGCGCUUACGAAUUAUCAGAGCAGCUUGACUUUAUGCUCGCGAAUAUCCACGCUCCUCGACUUCAAGUCUGAGCAAAUUGCCGAGCAAAUGACACUUUUGGACGCCGACCUCUUUAUGAAGAUAGAAAUUCCAGAGGUGCUCAUUUGGGCGCAGGAGCAGAAUGAGGAGCGUAGUCCAAAUCUGACACGAUUUACUGAGCAUUUUAAUAAGAUGUCAUAUUGGGCCAGAACAAGAAUAUUGAGUGUAGAUGCCAAAGAUAGAGAGAAGUAUUUUAUGAAGUAUAUCAAGAUUAUGAAACACCUGCGAAAAAUCAAUAAUUUCAAUUCGUAUCUUGCAUUACUAUCCGCCCUUGAUUCCGCACCAAUUCGAAGGUUGGAAUGGCAGAAGCAUGUUCAGGAAGGUUUAAAAGAGUAUUGCGCUCUUAUUGAUAGUUCGUCCAGUUUUCGAGCGUAUCGACAAGCACUAGCCGAAACUCAGCCGCCCUGUAUUCCAUACAUAGGUCUUGUACUUCAAGAUCUAACAUUCGUACAUAUUGGUAACAGUAAUUUAUUGCAAGAUGGAUCAAUUAACUUUUCUAAACGUUGGCAACAAUUCAACAUAGUAGAAAAUAUGAAGAGGUUUAAAAAAUGUACAUACUCAUUUAAGAAAAAUGAUCGUAUUAUAAACUUCUUUCAAAAUUUUGACGACUUCAUCGGUGAAGAUGCAAUGUGGCAACUUUCUGAAUCGAUUAAACCCCGAGGCGGUAAGAAAACAACUUAAUAAGGUUUUGAUUAGGAAAGUUUAUUACGUCGAAUAGUACAAUUUUUGAUAUGUAACAACAAUUUUAUUGUACAACAUUUUGAUAGGCUUUAUUAGUACUAAUUCUAAUUAAUUGUUAUAUUUGUGUUUAAAAACUAUAAAAAAACUGCGAGACAGCUUUAAAUUUAUCGCACCUUUUAUCAUGUUUUUAAUACGGCUUAUUGUUCAUAUAACAAUUGCGCAAUGAAUUGUAGAGCAACGAACUCUUUUUAUUACCUUUUUAGAAAUCUUAUUGAAUGUUUUUCGAGUCUCACGUGUUGCUCUUAUUUACGCAAUUCUUAUGUAUGUGUAUUCUACGUUAAUAUUAAAUAGAACAUAUCUACUAUAUGAAUGGUUAGACACUAAACAAAUAUUUGUACAUAAACUAGUCCUAAUUUAUGUAGCUAUCGAAGCGUUCUGAACAUUUUCAAAAUGUACGAAUCCGACCAUCAGUAAUGGAACACUUUGAUAGCUGAUGCUGUGAUUAUCAAAUUUUGCUAAAUAUAAGCAAAUGCAUUCUAUUAUGACUGAUUCUAUUGUUGCAAAAGCACAUAAUAUUUAGGAAAUUUCUUCAGUUUAGCACAUCUUCUGUAGCGUAAACCAAACCAAACAAUCGGUUUUUUUACUUGAGGAUUAUGUUUUCUUCAUAUGAUCUACAUUUAUCCAGUCGGGUGAGUUCUUAUGUAAAUAUUACCUACACAAACACCAACAGCGUCCUCUCGUAUUGUAAUCUAAAAAUUACUUCCUAUAAUAAUUUCAUAGUACUGUUACUACUUUUUCAGAUCUCUAUAAGUGGUGCCUCGUGAGUUCUAAAAAAGGUGGGCACAAGUAAAAUCUUGCCCAUUAUUCGUGUACAUAACAUUAUUUUUGUUCAUUUUUCAACCCGGAAAAG
Photinus pyralis (common eastern firefly) is the source of this 4713-nucleotide messenger RNA. RefSeq names its product guanine nucleotide-releasing factor 2 (gene C3G). Gene Ontology annotation, cellular component: plasma membrane. Lineage: Eukaryota; Metazoa; Arthropoda; Insecta; Coleoptera; Lampyridae. The record is from RefSeq and is a predicted model, not a curated record. Bases 537 to 3803 code for a protein of 1088 amino acids. The transcript has 15 exons. Gene Ontology annotation, molecular function: guanyl-nucleotide exchange factor activity. Gene Ontology annotation, biological process: positive regulation of GTPase activity; Ras protein signal transduction.